AUGGAGUUCCUGGCUGUCCUCUUCAACAUCGCGAGCUUGAUCUCCGCGGCCUGCCGCAACGCGGAGAGGCUGCCGGCGGCGCUGGUCACGAGCGGCGUCGUCCAGGCCGUGGCGGCGCUCGCGCUCGUCGUCUUCAGGGCUCCGGGAGGAAUCUUUCUUCACCACGGCAAGGCGCCCUUCUACCUAUACUACGGCAUUCUCGUUGCCGUAAUGAUCUUUGGGUUCGUGGAGGCGUCGGCUGGCUUCUAUGUAUCAGGCUGCCUCACUGAUCGCCGCGCCAUCGGUAUGACCAUCCUCUGGGUUUCCAUUCUACCCAUUGUCCUUGUGGCUGGGUUGGGAGGCUUUGUCAUACUGAAAUAG
This is a messenger RNA of Panicum virgatum (switchgrass), 360 nucleotides long. RefSeq lists its product as uncharacterized. Bases 1 to 360 code for a protein of 119 amino acids. The record is from RefSeq and is a predicted model, not a curated record. NCBI's taxonomy places the organism in Eukaryota, Viridiplantae, Streptophyta, Magnoliopsida, Poales, Poaceae. The transcript has a single exon.